This is a messenger RNA of Nyctereutes procyonoides (raccoon dog), 1862 nucleotides long. RefSeq names its product leptin (gene LEP). Gene Ontology annotation, molecular function: peptide hormone receptor binding; hormone activity. The coding region runs from base 427 to 993 and encodes 188 amino acids. Lineage: Eukaryota; Metazoa; Chordata; Mammalia; Carnivora; Canidae. Gene Ontology annotation, cellular component: extracellular region. The transcript is spliced from 4 exons. Gene Ontology annotation, biological process: positive regulation of phosphatidylinositol 3-kinase/protein kinase B signal transduction; positive regulation of p38MAPK cascade; tyrosine phosphorylation of STAT protein. The record is from RefSeq and is a predicted model, not a curated record.
UGAAAGGAAUGGGGAUCCACAUGGUGCUGGAGGACACAUAAAAGGUGCAGGAAGCCAACCAAGAGACCCGUUAAAGGGAGAUGUGGAAGCCAAAGUGAUUUCUAUCAUUAAGAAAGUUUCCUAGGGGGGUGCCUGGGGUGGCUCAGUGAGUUAAGCAUCUGCCUUCAGCUCAGGUCAUGGUCUCGGGGUCCUGGGAUGGAGCCCUGCAUUGAGUUCCUUGUUCAGCAGGGAAUCUGCUUCUCUCUCUCCCCCUCUCCCUCUAUGCACUCUCUCUCUCUCUCUCUCUCUCUAAUUAAUAAAUAAGAUCUUUUAAAAAAUAAUUUCCUAGGGAUUCCUGCUGAGCAAAAGUGAAUUCUACGAUGUGACUUUGAGACAGGCGCAGGUGAACCACAGUAGAGAUUAAAAGCAUACCUUUGGGGCACCUGGAUGGUUCGGUGGUUGAGCAUCUGCCUUUGGCUCAGGCCCAAGAAGCACAGCCGGGGAAGGAAAAUGCGUUGUGGACCUCUGUGCCGAUUCCUGUGGCUUUGGCCCUAUCUGUCCUGUGUUGAAGCUGUGCCAAUCCGAAAAGUCCAGGAUGACACCAAAACCCUCAUCAAGACGAUUGUCGCCAGGAUCAAUGACAUUUCACACACGCAGUCUGUCUCCUCCAAACAGAGGGUCGCUGGUCUGGACUUCAUUCCUGGGCUCCAACCAGUCCUGAGUUUGUCCAGGAUGGACCAGACGUUGGCCAUCUACCAACAGAUCCUCACCAGUCUGCAUUCCAGAAAUGUGGUCCAAAUAUCUAAUGACCUGGAGAACCUCCGGGACCUUCUCCACCUGCUGGCCUCCUCCAAGAGCUGCCCCUUGCCCCGGGCCAGGGGCCUGGAGACCUUUGAGAGCCUGGGCGGCGUCCUGGAAGCCUCACUCUACUCCACAGAGGUGGUGGCUCUGAGCAGACUGCAGGCGGCCCUCCAGGACAUGCUUCGGCGGCUGGACCUCAGCCCUGGGUGCUGAGACCUCGAAGGCUUCUCUUCCCCAAGUCGAGGAGAGAACCUGGGCUCCCAGGUGUCUCCAGGAGAGAGACCGUAUGGGUGUCCUUUAUCCUGGCCCCUAGCCGUUUCUCUCUCACACCACGGAGCCACUCUUCCAAAGGCAUAAGCCUCCACGGCACAAAACCAAAGAUAAGAAUGCAGGAUUCCAUGCUCACCGGGAAGGAGGACCCACCUGGCAAACAGUGACCUGCAUCUGGGGUUCUCACAAAAGGCUUCCUUCCUGUGCCACCUCCCCCAUCACUGCAUGCUUCAGCGUGACCUGGGGUGAUUUCAGGAGGCACCCGCUGAGCCUUUGGACCAUCAAGCGAGGUUCUGAGAAUUCUGGGAGCACCAUGAAAGCUACAAUCCACAUAGCUGCAAACUCCCAAGCAACACAUUAUUUAUUAUGCAUUUUAUUCUGGAUGGAUUUAAAGCAAAACAUCAGCCUUUCCAGGCUCUUUGGGGCCAGCCAGAGCUAGGGAUGCUAUUUCCAAUCCCAUCGGUGGGCCUGGCUGAGGCAAACCCAUUUCUAGUGACUUGAGGGCUCUCAAGUUAGUUCUUUGGUAACUGGCUAUGUUUCUACUGUGACGGAUGUUAAAUUACAGUGUUUGCAAUGGCAUUGCCCUGAGCGGAUCUCCAAGGACCAGGUUAUUUCAAAAAGAAGAUGAAUUUUGUCAUGUGUAAUAUAUAGAUGUGUGUACCUGGAGGUAGGAGAACGUGUUAGCGGGAAGGGGAAGGAUCCAGGAUGUAUUUUUUGAAUUACAUUUGUGCGAUGGGCUCUUCGAAUGGAGGGGGGUUCAUUUUCUCAUCUCUGCAACCACUUAGUGUGGUUUUCAUGAGAAUAACAAAGGA